CUUUUUCUCUUUUCUUUUGUGAUGAGAGAGAUAUGGGUGUUUAAAAUGAAUAAACCGAAAGAGCCGACAUGAGAAGAGAGACGAGGAGCUGACGGGCAGCACUGAGACUGAGACUGAAAGUGAGAUGGAGGUGCGGAUCCCGGUGGAGCCGGAGCUCAGUGAGUCUGAGUCUGAGGAAGGGUCAGGUCUGUCUGAGUCUGAGUUCACCUGUCACUGCUGCUACCAGGUUCUGGUGGACCCCACCACGCUCACCUGUGGACACAGCUUCUGCAGACACUGUCUGGCCAACUGGUGGGCCUCCGCUCUGCCCAGGGUCCGCAGAGACUGCCCAGAAUGCCGAGCGGUGUGGACUGGCUUUCCCAAAGUCAACAUCCUGCUCCGAUACCUGCAUGUCCAAACAGUUAGUAACAGAGUUAAGUUUGGUCCUGGUCACUGGAUGUGGGGAGAAGCUGUUCCCGCUGAAGUGAGACGACGGAAGCAGGCCAUCCUGAGCGAUCCAGGGUUCUGUCGUGUUCUCCAGGUGUUCCAGCAGCAGGGGAACAGACAGCCCCCUCACGCAGCUCCGCCACAGAACCCACCGCCGAUCAACAUCAGAGAGUUUUACUCUGGAGUCGUGACGGCACUGACCUUCAUGACUAUGGUGGUGUUGUUGUACCGUGCAUUCAGUACCGACUCCAGUCACGAGGUGCUGCUCAGUAAACCGCUCAGCAGGUGGAGCACUGAUGAUGUCACUCUGUGGGUGGAGCAUCUGGGCAUCUGGACCAGUCAGUAUAAAGAAACCUUCCUCAGGGAACAGAUCAACGGCAGGUUACUGUUCUCUCUCAGUGAUGACGAUCUGUCUGCGGCUCCGUACAACAUCGAGAAACAGUCUCACAGACAGAUCAUCCUGGAGGAGCUGCACAGACUCAGACAGCGCCGGGUCUCACUCAACCUCUGGCAGUACAAGGAUCUGUAUUUAGGGAAGUCUCUGUUCCUGUUAAUCAGUCUCAGGAACUUCCCUCGUCUGACGCUGCUCUACCUGUUCCUGUUCGAUUAUAACGACACGUUUCUGCCCUUCAUUCACACCAGCUGCCCCGGCGACACCAGACGCUCCCGCGGACACACCAACCGACGCUGCUGUAAAAGGGGGCGGGCACUAACGCACCCUGUGCUGCACCAGGAUUGGCCGGGUUGGCGUCAGUGGGCAGAGUUUCUGCUGCUGUACUUCCUGCUGCCCUAUCAGCUGCUGUCUGCGUUGGCCUGGCACUGGAUGAGCGCUCAUUACUGGACGGCCGGUUUCAUCAUCGCUCACGCCGCGCUACUGACGGUGCUGGACAUGUGUUUCUACUGGACGCUGUGGAAGAGAGGACAGAUGAGGUACACACACACGGUUCAUGCUCCGUGUGAGGUCUUUAACACAUACACUGAGUCUGAGACUGAACCCGUCUGAGUUCUGUGUGUGUGGUGU
This is a messenger RNA of Cyprinus carpio (common carp), 1447 nucleotides long. RefSeq names its product bifunctional apoptosis regulator-like. Gene Ontology annotation, molecular function: ubiquitin protein ligase activity; protein binding. Lineage: Eukaryota; Metazoa; Chordata; Actinopteri; Cypriniformes; Cyprinidae. The transcript is spliced from 8 exons. The record is from RefSeq and is a predicted model, not a curated record. Bases 125 to 1429 code for a protein of 434 amino acids. Gene Ontology annotation, cellular component: nucleus. Gene Ontology annotation, biological process: proteasome-mediated ubiquitin-dependent protein catabolic process.